Aspergillus chevalieri is the source of this 366-nucleotide messenger RNA. RefSeq lists its product as uncharacterized. The transcript has a single exon. Lineage: Eukaryota; Fungi; Ascomycota; Eurotiomycetes; Eurotiales; Aspergillaceae. The record is from RefSeq and is a predicted model, not a curated record. Bases 1 to 366 code for a protein of 121 amino acids.
AUGCUGGGAACAAUCGGGGAUGUGAUCGCCACAUCUGGUAAGGCGAUUUCGGGAAAGCGGAUAAUGGAUUGGGCAUUGAUCAGGCUGGUCGAAAAAAGCUCAAGUUCUCUUUGCGUCCAACAAGAUGUUCGCCGUCCCAGAAGUCCAAUCCCUAUCACAUUAUGGCGCCAUCGCGGAUCCCGUACCGCCCGGGUUCCCGAUUGCUCGAUUCGACUCCCUGGAAAGGGCUGGUAUGCAAAGCUAGGCCGGACAACUGGCGUGACGUCUGGACUAUGCAACAAGGCUCUGACCUAUUACAACUGGAAGGAGAAGAGCACGAUCCAGUAUGGUUACCGUGGCAAAGUGUACACACGACCAAUAUAUUAA